ACUCAGCAUAGACCAUUUCUUAUCUGUUUAUUGUAUUUUUUGAAACAUAAGCCUGUCUAGACUUUUAUUUCGUGAAACGGCCGGAGUACGAUAGUUGGCGACGCAAUAGCAGCGGGAGAGCGAAAAAAGAGGGAGGUCAGGACCCGGUCGCGUAACGAACGCGUUAGAUACGCAAGCUGACCCAAAUUUUUCGAUUCACUGCUUCUUUCAAGCCGUCUACUAUCACGCUUCAUUUUACUAACUGACAACCAGGAACAGGCUAUGGAAAUAUUUUUUUUGCGGUUUUUUAAGCUACUGGGACAAACUCUGCCCAGAUUAACUAUGGAGACUGCGUUGGAGUACCUUGUACACUAAAAUGUGGCAAGAAUAGAUGGGUGCAAAAUUGCACUUUCCCUGAUGGCAUAUGCAAUCUUAGUUGUUCCGUAACCAGCUGCGAGGGAAGCGCAUCUCUCAUGUUAGAGCACUGCGGACAAAAUUGUAGUCAGACACCUAGCCAAUGUGCCUAUCAAUUUAAUGAAACCAAACUCAAAGAGAACAUCCAUUCUCAGACGUGCAACGCUACAAAAUUUAACCUCACAAGCGGCGAACAGCACUUUGUUACCAAACAGAUCUGCCAUUGUCAAGGUGAUCAGUGUCAUCUGAUAUGCAAUAAGAUACAGUGCACGCAAACCUGCAGAGGAAGAAAAACUGAUUCAUCAAAAUCUACAGUAACUUCGCCGCCUUCACCAUCACCCGGGAGAGCACUUGCAACCUCGCCAUCGUCAUCGCCAUCGUCAGUUGAGCAGCUGGCAGAUGAGUAUGUUUCAAAAUUUGACGAAAUAAAUAUUACUAGAGAGAAUUCCAUACAGGAGGCUGUAACUGUGUUUGAAGAUUUCACCUUAAAAAUCAAGAACGUCACAAAUGUCAAGACCGACGUAGAAGAGGUUAAAACACUGAAAGCAUCCAUCUUUGAGGUUGUAGAGGCCGUCGAGAAAUUUGCUCUUAAUUAUAGCAAGCGACACCUGAGUGGAAUGAGACCUUCAAAAAGGAUCGUUUCCUCAAAAAUGGGUGAGCUUGCGGCCUUGAAUCCUGUUUAUUUUCAAAGUCUAUUCCUCUGUUACUUACUGAUUUGCUGA
This is a messenger RNA of Pocillopora verrucosa, 1115 nucleotides long. The record is from RefSeq and is a predicted model, not a curated record. NCBI's taxonomy places the organism in Eukaryota, Metazoa, Cnidaria, Anthozoa, Scleractinia, Pocilloporidae.